AUCUUUAUCUUAUCCUUCUCACUUCCCUCCUCUUUGCCCUUUUAUUAUUACUAUUCAUAGUAGUAGUAGUAGUUUUUUUUUUUGUUUUGAUCAAUGUCUGAUCCAACAGCAGUUCCUCCUAUAACCUCGGAGGCUAUUAUCGAAGAAUCCAAAGAACUACAUAAUACAAUAAAUAAAACAAUCCAAGCUACAAGUGACACGCCUGUACACGUCUUUGAUCCUGAGAUGCCACCUGAAAAGAAGGCUGAUUUAGUUUCAUCUACUAAUACAACCCCUAUAAAAGCACCACUUGCAACAGAUAUUGGAUCUGCGGAUAAUGAGAAGGUAGCAGAAGCUAUUGUAAGUAAACCAUCAUCGCCACCGCCACCACCCCCUAUUCAUAGUACUAAGGAUAUAAAUACGCCACCUGGAGCUUACGUGGAUACACCUAUUAGUAACAACGGUCUGCCCUCCUGGUAUCGCGUCGGUUGGACAGCCCAAUCUAAUUUACCUAACCCGGGAGAUGAAAAGGCAAUGUCAGAGUUUAGUCAAACCCAUACCGCUGAAGAAAUUCAACAUAUCUAUAAAGACCGUUAUUCACGUCCUUCUUCUUCUUCUUCCUUCAAGCCUAAUUCUAUAACAAACCAACAAGAGGACCUCCUUACUGAAUUUAUUCCGGAUAAAUAUUAUGGUGAAUGGUUUCAUAACUGUGGUGUUGUCUUUAUUUCCAUCUUUUUCACUUGGCUUUUAACCAAAUUACGACUUGGUCUUAUGUCUUGUUUGAUUGUAGGCGCUUUUUUUGCUACCUAUUAUCGUACAUCAAUUAAAAGAACAAGACGUAAUGUACGAGAUGAUAUGCAACGUCAAAUGAGUUUAAAUAAGUUGGAAACAGACAUCGAGACAGUAGGAUGGAUGAAUCAUUUCUUGGAUAAAUUUUGGUUAAUUUUUGAACCUGUUCUAUCAGCCCAGAUUAUUAGUCAAGUGGAUGCUGUUUUAAUUGAAAAUACACCUUCCUUUUUAGAUUCAAUUCGUUUAAGUACUUUCACAUUAGGUACAAAGCCACCUCAUGUGAAUGGUAUUAAAGUCUAUCCAAGCACUGCCCCCGAUGUUGUGUGUAUGGAUUGGCAAUUCUCAUUUAUUCCAAAUGAUGUACUUGAUUUGACAGCUAGAGAAGUACAAGCAAAGGUAAAUCCAAAGAUUGUCUUGACAAUUCGUGUUGGUAAAGGUAUGAUUGGUGCUGGUAUGCCAAUUCUUUUAGAGGAUUUGGCAUUUAGCGGUCGUAUGCGUAUCAAACUUAAACUUUUUAGUGAAAUGCCUCAUGUAAAAUCGGUUGAAUUAUCCUUCUUGGAAAAGCCUCAUUUUGAUUAUGUCUUGAAGCCAGUUGGUGGAGAAACUUUUGGUUUUGAUAUUAACAAUAUUCCUGGUUUAGAAACAUUCAUUAAGGAUCAAGUUCAUGCUAAUUUAGGACCUAUGAUGUACGCACCCAAUGUCUUUACCUUGGAUAUCCCUGCUCUCAUGUCAGGCGCUAACGAUCUUGAAACAGCGAAUGGUGUCUUGGCUGUCACCAUCUAUUCUGCACAAUCACUUAAACCUAACGAUUUCCUUGGUACUCUAGAUCCUUAUUGUACCUUCCAUGUAAACAACAUAAAGACACCUGAACUCGCACGAACGAGCGCUAUCGAAAAUACAUCUAAUCCAAAAUGGGACGAAACCCAUUUUAUCCUUCUCAACAACUUGAAUGAUAACCUCUGUUUCCGAGUCAUGGAUCGUAACACAGGCCGUAACGAUGUAGAAGUUGGCAUUGCUAACUUGAACCUCAAGGAGGUAGAGGAUACAGAAGAAAAGGCGAUAGAGGACCCUCAGUUGAUUGUCUUGCGUAGUGGUCGCACGGUAGGUGAAAUUAAGGCAGAUGUUCGCUAUUUCCCUGUUGCAAAGCCUGAAAAGAAAGAAGACGGUACCCUCCUCCCCGUUCCAGAAUCCAAUACUGGUGUCAUGCGAUUUUCUAUUUUGGACGCAAAAGAGCUUUUCAGUCAUGAUGAUAAUUCAUUAUCAACUGGAUCUUCUUCACAUCGUAAUGGUGGUGGUGGUGGAUUACCUCUUGUUGGUAGCUUACCCAUCGUCAGUAGUGUCCCCAUCAUUGGCUCAGGUAGCGGUGGUAGUGAUGGUGUGAAUGCGUAUGUUAUCCUUAAAGUAAAUGGUCAAGAAAAGCUGCGUACAGCACCUUUCAAACGUAGUUCUGCACCACGUUGGAACAAAUACGUUGAAGUCUUUGUGGCUGAUAAGGCUAACGCACAACUUGAAUUGAUUGUUAUGAAUAGUGUCGACUUUGGUGAUGAUACCAUCUUGGGCCGCUGGAAUUCGAGCCUGACAGAGAUGGAACGUCAAUUGCAGGUCGACAAGAACGAUUGGUGGCAACUCAAGAACAGUAGUGGUAAAAUCCAUCUUGAUAUGACAUGGAAGAAUGUACCCCUGACAGGUCUCUCGGCUAGCUUGAUGACGAAAGGUAGCUAUCGUCAUCCUAUAGGUGUCGUAAGGAUCAAGUUGAACGGUGCAACAAACCUCAAGAAUGUGGAAAUGUUAAUGGGUGGGAAAUCGGAUCCUUACGUGCGUGUCAUGUCAGGCUUACAAUCGCGUGCUCAAACCGAUGCUAUCCUUGAUAAUUUGAACCCCGUUUGGGAUACCGCUCUUUAUGUCCCCAUUCAUAGCAUGCGUGAAGACCUUGUGUUGGAGGUGAUGGAUUAUAACGAUAUUCAAAGUGAUAAGUUUUUGGGUAUGUGUGAGUUGUUCAUGAAGGAUUUGGUGGUUGAAAAGAAAUUAGAGGAUGGUACAAGUUAUUAUGAAGCACUCCCUGGAGUGAAAAGACAAGUUGACUUGAUGAAUAAGGAAAGAAGAACAGGACGUGGUCGAUUGGAUUAUGAGGCUUGUUUCUAUCCUACCUUAGCAUUAGCUAAACAACACGAAGAAGAGAAGAUACCCCCAUCUGAAGGUAAUGAAGAAAAGGCAACAACAACAACAACAACAGAGGAAGAGACUGCUGUUACUGCUAAUAAUAGUAGUAGUACACAACCUGAAAAGGACCUUCAUGGUGAAGUCAUUCCUUAUACAGAAGAUAACAAGCUUAAUAUGCUCAGUUAUACCUCGGGCGUUCUUUCUGUUAAAAUUCAUGAAGUCAAUUUACCUACCAAGGAAAAGGCAGUUACUGAAAUUCUUUUGGACGCUAAUGAGCCACAAUUCCGUACUUCACCGCUCAAGGGCACCUAUCUUCCAUUUAAUGAAUGUGGUGAUGCCUUUGUGAAGGAAAUGGAUUUCUCACGUCUCAUCAUUCGCGUUCGUAACUCUAAUACUGACUACAAGGAUGAAAGCCGUAUCGGUUUCUGGACCUCCCCUGUACGUAAUAUUGUUAAAUCCAUUCAAGAACGUCAAACCUCUUUGGACAUUGAAGGCGAAGCAGACGUCGUUGAGGAAUAUCAGCUCUUAGACACCAACUCGGGUACUCUUAAAGUUAGCUUUAAAUUUAUCCCUGUCGUUCACUUCCAGUUAGAUCCCGACGAGAGUCUAGAAAACCAAGGUCAAUUGACCAUCACCCUCGUCUCUGCCUCUGGCCUUCGUGCUGCUGACAGGAGCGGCACCAGUGACCCUUACGUCGUCUUUAGUCUUGAUCGUCAUAAGGUUUAUAAAUCACAAACCUACAAGAAGCAAUUGACGCCCGUCUUUGAUAAAUCUGAAAGAUUCACUGUCCCCGUUCUUCAUCGUGCUAAGGCUAAUUUAGAUUGUAAGAUCUAUGAUUGGGAUCAGAUCGGCACUAAUGAGCUUUUGGCAGAAGGUGGUAUUGAUAUCGCUGACUUGCCCUCAUUUGAAACGAUCACUAAGGAAUGUACUUUAAGAGGGGGUACGAUUCAGUUACGUAUGAAAUGGGAACCUCAACUUUUAGCACGUAAACGUGAGGGUACAUCGUUAUUAGGGUCAACGACACGUAUAUUGACAGGUGCAGGUUUGGCAGGUGAUGUAGUUGGUUUAGGUGUUGGUGCUGGUGGCAAAGUCUUGAGUAGUAGUACACGUAUGGUAGGUGGUGCCAUUGGCGGUGGUACAAAAAUUGUAGGUGAUGUUGUUGGUAGUGGAAUGGGUGCCCUUGGCGCCCUUGGUCGAGGCAUUGGUAAAUUUGGUGGACAUAGCCAAAAGUCUUCCUCCACAGGAUCUUUAGGAUCAGCUAAAAUUAUGACACCCAAUCUAUCAUCAUCAUCUGUUGAAGCAACAGUAUCAACUAUAACAAAUGGUUCUUCUACUACUCCUAUUCCUUCUGUUCCUGCUGUACAGCAAGAAGAUAAUAAGCCUACUAUUUAUUCUGAAUCAAAAACAUCAUUAUUAGCUGAAUCCACUGCUAGUCAUCGUAGAUCAAUUUUUGAAAAUAAAGAAAAAAAUGUUACAAUUAGAGUCAGUUUGAUUGAGGCUAGAAAUUUGAAAGGUAUGAAUCGUGACAAGACAAGUGAUCCUUAUUGUCGUGUACGACUUGGAAAACAUUCUCUUUAUAAGACAAAGUAUAUCAAGAAGAAUUGUAACCCUCACUGGAAUGAAUCAUUUACAACUAAAGUAUUUGGUACGUCAGUCCUUGAAUUUACAGUCAGAGAUCAUAAUACUUUAGCAGAUAAUGAUAUUGGUGUAGCCACAUUUACUGUAGCUGAAAAUGUGGAUGAGAGUGAACCUUUUGAUGGCUGGCUUCCAUUAAAUCCCAGUGAAAAUGGUGAAAUUCAUGUUCACGUUGAAGUAAUAAAUGUAUAAUAAAUGAAUAAAUAAAUAAAAGGACAGCAUAUUUACGGUAUUUAAAACACCGUAUACAAAUAGAGUCUUAAGUAGUGGAGCUUAAAAAAAAAAAAGCUUUAAAUUAAA
Messenger RNA from Cokeromyces recurvatus, 4863 nucleotides. Its product is annotated as C2 domain-containing protein. The record is from RefSeq and is a predicted model, not a curated record. Bases 94 to 4755 code for a protein of 1553 amino acids. The transcript has 6 exons. Gene Ontology annotation, molecular function: lipid binding. Lineage: Eukaryota; Fungi; Mucoromycota; Mucoromycetes; Mucorales; Mucoraceae.